This is a messenger RNA of Dicrocoelium dendriticum, 378 nucleotides long. The record is from the annotation of a GenBank genome assembly. Lineage: Eukaryota; Metazoa; Platyhelminthes; Trematoda; Plagiorchiida; Dicrocoeliidae.
AUGUCGUUGAAGUUCAGUAGCAACGAGCCUCAGUUGGCAGUAAAACCUGUAGCAGGCGGAUCGUUGGCUCUACAAGUGACAGGUGUGGCUGGAUUGACGGUAGUGGAUGACGGUGCCGGCGGACAGAAGUUGCAUGUGGAAGUGCCGAUUGACGCGGAGUACAGUAGCGCAGACUUGCUGGUACCUACCGGUGCGAACCGUAUUGUGUUGUCCGGUCGGAAGCAGGUGAUUGAAGGUUCUGGCGCCUCGCAGUGUAGUCAUUGGAAAGAGUUCAGUCGGACGUACAAUGCACCAGAGACGGUGGACCCGUUGUCUGUGAAGUCGGAGCUUCAUGGCAGCGUAUUGGUUGUGGAGGGAUCAUUGGUGAAGUUGCCUUGA